This is a messenger RNA of Oncorhynchus kisutch (coho salmon), 830 nucleotides long. RefSeq names its product multiple epidermal growth factor-like domains protein 6. The coding region runs from base 1 to 744 and encodes 247 amino acids. Lineage: Eukaryota; Metazoa; Chordata; Actinopteri; Salmoniformes; Salmonidae. The transcript is spliced from 4 exons. The record is from RefSeq and is a predicted model, not a curated record.
AUGCUAAGGAAGGUAGGGCCAGGAGUAUGCAGGCGGCCAACCCUGCUGUUUUGGUGCCUGUAUGUCUUCGUGGAGGAGCACACUGUGUAUGGCCACAACAGAACUGUGGAAACCAGGGAGAUGGAGAGGCCAUUUUGUGAACAAGGAUACUAUUGUCCAGUGGGAAGUCCAACACCAGUGCCAUGUCCGAAGGGUACCUUUGGGCCGACGGUUGGUGCUAGUUCCAUGGACAGCUGUCUCAGCUGCCCAACCAACCACUACUGUCCGCGACCUGCUCUGACCUCAGGCAUACCCUGUGGAGCCUGGGCACAGCAGCCCCUACCUGGCCAGGACAGAUGUGUGUGUCUUGGAGAAGGGCAAACCUUCCAGGCCAGUGAUGGGCAGUGCCCCUGUGCCCUAGGGUACCGCCUCAUGGGCCAAGGGGACACUUGUUUGCACAGUGUCUAUGAUAUUUGUAGAGAUGGGAGAGCGAGGACACAACAUGGAACCUGUCUGGACAGGCAGCAGUGGGCACAACACUGUACCCAGCAGGUGUGUCUCUCUCCAGGGGACUACCAGGGCUUUGAUGGGGCUCUGGGCCUGUGUCUGUGCAGGGAACCCCCAGAGAGAGCUGUGUGUGGGGGCUGGUGUAGGAGCAGGCCAAAGCUGGCACUGCAUUUAGUGUGUGCUGCCGUAGACUUGCAGCUGGUAUAUAGCAACUCUGAAGGCCAGGUAAGCCAUGAUGACUUGAGCAUGUGUAGGUGAAGAGUUGUAUGGCAGACACAUUAUGCGCACAUAUUCACACAAGGCACCACACACACACACACACACACACACAAGGCAGCAUAUAU